AUGGAGAAUGGUUUGCCAACUCAUAAAAUCCAAUCAUGUCGUAAAUUGGACUUUGAAGAUGUUGACUUACAGGAGAUAAAUGAUAAUGCCUUACCUCUUUGUAUUACUGAUGGCAAUCAAGAAAAUCAAAUUUUUCUUCAUCUGGCUAUACCAGAUGACUUUGUACCGAAACUUGGCAUGAAAUUCGAUACUAAAGUAGCAGUUAGAAAUUUUUACCAAAAAUAUGUCAAAACAUCUGGUUUUGGAACUCGAUUGAGUAAGGGACAUAAAGACAAAAAUAGUGAUAUGAUGUUGGACAAGAUUUUUUGCUGCUCCCAUGAAGGAAAAAGGCCAAGAGACAAACGCAAUAUGAUUGUUAAGUGUCCUCGUCCAGAAACAAGAUGUGAUUGUGGUGCAAGGAUAAAAAUCAGCUGUAGACAAGCUGGAAAAUACCGUGUUGUGCAAUUUGUUGCUGAACAUAAUCAUGAGCUAUCAACUCCGAGCAAGACUCAUUUAUUCAAAUCUCAUAGACACAUGACAAUGGCACACGAAGCUGAAAUAGAUAUGACCCGAAAUUACGAAAUUGCACCAAAACAAUCGAUUGAACUGAUAUCGAAACAAGUUGGUGGACGAGAAAAUCUUGGAUUUAUUCGAGAUGAUUUAAAAAACUAUUUACGAUCCAAAAGAUCUAUACCAAUGAUGCAAGGUGACACAGGAGGAAUCUUAGAGUACUUACACAGGAUGCAAUUAGAGGAUCCAAAUUUUUAUUAUGCCAUUCAAGUAGAUAAAGAUGACUUGAUAACUAACAUAUUUUGGGCUGAUGCAAAGAUGAGAAUGAAUUUUGCUCAUUUUGGUGAUGUGGUUUGUUCUGAUACAACUUAUAGAAAGCACAAAGAUGGGAGGCCAAUUGCAUUGUUCGUUGGUGUAAAUCAUCAUAAACAAACUACAGUUUUUGGGGCUGCUUUAUUAAAUGAUGAGACAAUUGGAACAUUUGAAUGA
Coffea eugenioides is the source of this 978-nucleotide messenger RNA. Its product is annotated as protein FAR1-RELATED SEQUENCE 5-like. Lineage: Eukaryota; Viridiplantae; Streptophyta; Magnoliopsida; Gentianales; Rubiaceae. The record is from RefSeq and is a predicted model, not a curated record. Bases 1 to 978 code for a protein of 325 amino acids. The transcript has a single exon.